AUGGACAAGAAAAUGGCCCUGCUGAAGGACCUGCUGCGCGGGCCGCUGCAGCAGGUGGUGGUGCCGGCCAUGAGCUCGCCCGCCACGCGGGGCCUCAUCGACGACCAGAUCAUCGCGCAGCUGGAGCGGCUGCGCGUGGUGAUGAAGGAGGGCAGCGAGGCGCUGGGCGUGCCCGUGCUCGACCCCCUGCACGUCAACCACGUCGAGGCGCACACUCACCAGAGCCUCAUCGACUUCGACGGUAGUCUGGACGACUUCGUCAUUCAGGGUCUCUCUGACUUCAUCAUCGACAACAUCAAGUUCAGCACCAUCCUGCUCACCUUCAACUUCGGCUUCACCAUGCCCAAGGUGUCCGUCACCGGCAAGUACGAUCUGGACUCCAUCUUGGGCAACCUGCUGCCCAUCUAUGGCGAAGGCCCCUUCAAGGUUGAUAUUGGCGACGUGGUGGUCUCUGGCAAAGCUAAGCUGGCCCUGAAGAACAUUGUGAACAUCUACGUGAAGAGCCUGACCCUGAAUUUCUCUGUUGGCGAAUACCACAGCGACAUCGAUGGCAUGCUGGGAGGCGGUGACCUCAGCGAUCUGCUGAACGAGGUCAUCAACGACCUCGUGCCUGAGAUCAUUGACGCCAACGCCGACCUCUUCGCCGACGUCCUCGCGGAGCAAAUCGUCGUUAUCGCCAACACCAUCCUCGGCGAAAUGACCCUGCAAGAUCUGCUCGACCUCAUUGCGGGAGGAAGUUCCUAA
Gryllus bimaculatus (two-spotted cricket) is the source of this 744-nucleotide messenger RNA. NCBI's taxonomy places the organism in Eukaryota, Metazoa, Arthropoda, Insecta, Orthoptera, Gryllidae. The record is from the annotation of a GenBank genome assembly.